Messenger RNA from Spodoptera littoralis (African cotton leafworm), 1307 nucleotides. The record is from the annotation of a GenBank genome assembly. NCBI's taxonomy places the organism in Eukaryota, Metazoa, Arthropoda, Insecta, Lepidoptera, Noctuidae.
UUUUCCAGGUAUGGAUCUUCGGCGACGUGUGGUGUUCAGUAUGGCUGGCAGUAGACGUCUGGAUGUGCACGGCAUCCAUCCUGAACCUCUGUGCCAUCUCCCUGGACCGCUACGUAGCCGUCACAAGACCCGUCAGUUACCCUAGCAUCAUGAGUAGAAAAAGGGCUAAGGCUCUUAUAGCUGGUCUCUGGGUGCUGUCUUUUGUCAUCUGUUUCCCGCCGCUGGUCGGUUGGAAGGACAAAAAGCCUGAAGAAGCAGACAUAAAAGACGGUUGGGUGCCCAACCCCCCUUGUGAAUGGACCUGUGAGCUGACCAACGAUGCUGGCUACGUCGUCUACUCAGCUCUCGGUUCCUUCUACAUCCCCAUGUUCGUGAUGCUGUUCUUCUAUUGGAGGAUAUACAAAGCCGCUGUUAGAACUACCAAAGCUAUUAAUCAGGGUUUUAGAACUACAAAAGCCUGCUCUCAAUUUGCAGGCAAAGGCAUGGGCAGUCGGUUCGAUGACAACCGACUGACGCUUCGGAUACAUCGAGGCAGAGGAUCCAAUCGACCUCACGGGUCUCCGUUGUCGAAUGCUUCCAAUCAUUCUACCAGCACCUCGCUUAGUGCUUCUCCGGAACGGUUAAGAAGACACUCAAGCGCCCGACGAGCUCAUGAGAAGGUGAAAAUCUCCGUAUCCUAUCCCUCAUCAGAACAAAUAUGUCCAGCUCACGAGAACUCCAUGUCUUCAAGUAGAUCUCCCAGUCCAUCUUUAUACGCAGUCCAUUAUGAACGAGAUGGAAGGGAACUGACAGAAAGUAGACUAAGGGUUCGACCUUCACACCAUUUGGCUCCAGGACCCCUGUAUGAUGAAUAUGAUGAUAAGCCUAGGACUACUAGGAGGAUGGGAAAGAGGAAUAUUAAAGCUCAGGUAAAACGCUUCCGUAUGGAAACCAAGGCAGCCAAGACCCUCGGCAUCAUAGUCGGAGGCUUCGUGUUCUGCUGGCUUCCCUUCUUCAGCGUCUACGUCGUGAGGGCGUUCUGUGGGGACUGUGUCAGCCCCAUCGUCUUCUCCGUGCUGUUUUGGCUGGGGUACUGCAAUUCUGCCAUCAACCCCUUGAUUUAUGCGCUGUUCUCUAAGGACUUUAGAUUCGCAUUCAAACGCAUAAUAUGCAAGUGCUUCUGCGGCGGCGGUGGCCCUAGAAGAGAGUCGGACGGCGAAGGUUCUAGAAAGCAGAAUAAUAGGCCAACUCACUCCCACUCAUUGGAAGAACAUGACGCGAACAACCACACCUCCACCACGACCAGCACGAGUGCUGCAGACAGGUGA